Cordyceps fumosorosea ARSEF 2679 is the source of this 1269-nucleotide messenger RNA. Its product is annotated as NAD(P)-binding domain protein. Gene Ontology annotation, biological process: glycolipid biosynthetic process. The transcript is spliced from 5 exons. Gene Ontology annotation, cellular component: plasma membrane; lipid droplet; mitochondrion. The coding region runs from base 1 to 1269 and encodes 422 amino acids. NCBI's taxonomy places the organism in Eukaryota, Fungi, Ascomycota, Sordariomycetes, Hypocreales, Cordycipitaceae. The record is from RefSeq and is a predicted model, not a curated record.
AUGGCACCUCGCAGGCAGAACCGAAAAUACGACAUCGUCGUCCUAGGCGCCACAGGCUACACGGGUCAGUUGACGGCUGAACACAUUGCCUCGAACCUGGCAACCAACAUCAAAUGGGCCGUCGCAGGCCGAUCUGAGUCCAAGCUACAGGCUAUAGUUGAGGAUUGCAAACAACACAACGCGGACCGCCCCCCACCAGGCAUUGAAAUUGCCGAUAUUGGUGACGAAGAAGGCCUCAAGGCUCUUGCCGUCAAGACCAAGGUGCUCCUGUCGACUGUUGGCCCUUACUGCAAGUAUGGCGAAAAGGUCUUCAAGGUCUGCGCCGAGUCGGGCACUCACUACUUUGACGUGACUGGGGAGUCUGUGUGGGUGGGCAGCAUGAUAAAGAAGUACGAAGAUGCCGCAAAGGACUCUGGUGCCAUCAUGGUUCCGCAGAUUGGCGUUGAGUCUGCUCCCUCUGACCUGACCACCUGGCUGCUCACCGAGCAUGUUCGCGAUGAGCUAGACGCCGAUACCAAGGAGGUUACUAUUUCCAUUCACAAGCUCAAGGGAACGCCCUCUGGUGGCACUCUCGCCACAGUCCUCGGUCUCUUCGACGUCUUUUCACUCUCUGAGAUUCGUGCCGCAUUCUCGCCAUAUGCCCUGUCGCCGACUCCUCACGCGGAGAAACCCGAAAGACAGAGCCUUCCUCUUGCGCAUGCACUUUUCGGCUCUCACUACGAUGCGCAUCUCGGCCGCCUGACGACUUCGUUGGCCGAUUCAACUGACGCUGCUAUUGUGGAACGUACCUGGGGUUUGCUGCCCCAGAUCCCAUCGCGCAGUGCAGAAUUUUACGGAGACAAGUUCGUGUGGAAGCAGUACAUGAGAGUAGAUAGCUGGUUUCAAGGCUUGUUCGUGCAUUGGGGCCUGCUAUGGGCGUCCGUCGUGCUCGCACUGCUGCCACCAGUGCGCACCUUGCUGAAAAGUCUCGUCACUCAGCCAGGAGGAGGCUCCGACGGUCAUGCCAGAUCGAAGGAGCUGCUCGAGUACCGAGGCAUUGCGGUGCCCGAUGAUGAGGAAACAACGCAAAAAGCUUUCGCCAAGGCACGAUACGAUGGCAGCCCCUACGUUUUGACAGGAAUUCUGCUUGCAGAGGCCGCUGCCACCGUGCUGCAGGAUGAUGUCAAACUUGACGGCGGCAUCUACACCCCGGCUUGUCUCGGGCAGGCCUUUAUCGACCGGCUUGACGACGCUGGAUUCCAUUUUGAGGUCGAGACUUUGGAAAAAUAG